CCCAGUCGCUCCACAAGCGACUGCUAGCUUAGGUAGACGCAAUUUCCGGUCGUUUGUCAUCCGGCUCCUCAAGCCCAAGCUCGUUGGACUUCGCCUCUAAGUUUCCCCUUUUCACUCGGCGUCGUCACCUCCCUCGUGUUUUGCUUGUAGUUUUUUGUCCCUUUCGAACAUUUUUGCGUGGAACAAUGUCGGCCCAAAGUCCCGAAUACUCCUCGUUCUUCGCGGUGAUGGGUGCCUCUGCGGCGAUGGUGUUUAGCGCCUUGGGAGCGGCCUACGGCACGGCCAAGAGCGGCACGGGCAUCGCCGCCAUGUCGGUGAUGAGGCCGGAGCUCAUCAUGAAGUCCAUCAUCCCCGUGGUCAUGGCGGGCAUCAUCGCCAUCUACGGCCUGGUGGUGGCCGUGCUGAUCGCCAACAGCAUCACGGAAAACGUCAGCCUUUACAAGAGCUUCCUCCACCUGGGGGCCGGCCUAAGCGUGGGCCUGAGCGGGCUGGCGGCCGGCUUCGCCAUCGGGAUAGUGGGCGACGCCGGCGUGAGGGGCACGGCUCAGCAGCCGCGACUUUUCGUGGGCAUGAUUCUCAUCUUGAUUUUCGCCGAGGUCUUGGGGCUCUACGGGCUCAUCGUCGCCCUCAUUCUCUCCACCAAAUAAACGCCGCACUUCUCCACUACAGAUUCCGGUCUACGUGUCGCUCCUGGAGAAGGAGUGUCAACUUGUGUUUUGCGCGCCUGAGUGUGUUUGGGGGGGGGGGGGGCGUUAUACCGCCCUGCCCCCCGCCAAAAAAAUUGAAAUGGCUCCAUGAUAUGGGCUCAUCUCAACCAUGUGUACAAAAUUGAUAGGCAACUUGUGAAUGUGCAAUGUAGUCAUUUGUCGUGUGUGUGUGUGUCAAAACAAUUGUCUGAUGAUUUCCCCAUACGCCUCCAUCCCCACACUCCCUCUUCUUAAUUGGGCCCUCCCGCAGGAUUGCAUUCAUCUUGAUCUAUUUGUAAAAGUCACCCCCAAUCUCCUCCAGUGAUGUUAUUUAUAAAAAAUGUCCAUUAAAGCAUUGGAAUGCCUAAAGUCUUAACUUCCUGGGGUAUCGCUCUCACUGUUGUUGGGUGUCCAAAACGUUCCCCAUCCACUCUUCGUCGCCCCGACUCAUCUGUAGCUUGACCCCAUCGUUUCCACACAUUCCAGCUCUUUGAAUCCUGCAUGUUUUUAUUUUUACGUGAAGCCUUGUGUCACUGUUGGAUUACGAAAACCGAGUGUUUCAGGAGACGUAUUCCAGCCUCAACAUCCACUGACCUGUUGAUCACGAUUGAGCCGAUGAGAACUAGAGUGGGGAACCGGCAUUUUGCAGGCAAGUGCUCUUUAAGUUGAGUGGCUCGUGAAUAUAUGGCUGCGCUGCCUUCUGGAUACUUGCUGGGAGAAGAAAGUUUUAAAAAAAAGGUAGCACAUUCAAUUGACUUUGUCUCCUAUCCAAUUUUGAAUCUUGCCUUCAGGGGUGUUUUGCAAAGCUGUAGCGACUUUGUGCAUCUCCUCUGCAAGUCAAGCGCAGCUGAAGUCUUCCAUGGGGUGUCGUUAGCUUCGAAACGCUGGCCCACUUUUGCAAUGACGAAUGGGAAAUAGUGCGUACAAAGGGACUGCCGCCUCAAUGUCAAAAUUGGCCGUCAACCUUGAUUUCAGAUGCCGUUUCUUUUGAUUCUCACUUUUCAAACCUUUGGCCUGGACUAUGUUUCCUGAAUCUACUUCUGACGCCUCGAUGUCAACUUGACCAUCCUGUAAUAUCCUGAUGUGUUGACAUGAAUGUUCCCACAAGCAAAUUAAAACCAUUUCAAAAUAGA
Messenger RNA from Hippocampus zosterae (dwarf seahorse), 1819 nucleotides. RefSeq names its product ATPase H+ transporting V0 subunit cb (gene atp6v0cb). Bases 186 to 647 code for a protein of 153 amino acids. Gene Ontology annotation, biological process: proton transmembrane transport. Gene Ontology annotation, cellular component: proton-transporting V-type ATPase, V0 domain. The record is from RefSeq and is a predicted model, not a curated record. The transcript has 3 exons. Lineage: Eukaryota; Metazoa; Chordata; Actinopteri; Syngnathiformes; Syngnathidae. Gene Ontology annotation, molecular function: proton-transporting ATPase activity, rotational mechanism.